AUGGAUGAGGCCAGGGAUGGAAAGCCUAUAUGCUUAAUACCCGUCAGUUUUAUGUCUGCGGCCGAUAACAUACUGUUCCUCUUUACCAACGCCCGGUCCACUCAAUACGCACCGGGAGAAUCGGGACCGGCGUUAAGGUCCGUCAUAGAAUGUAAUCGCUUACUCGAGCGCAUUGUCUCCCUUUCCCCUCACAAAGUAAUGGACACCAUAUCGCUGAAUACAACCAAACAAAAUGUCCAACUAUUAGUCGAACCAUUGGUGGAAACAUUGAAAACAUUAGUCACAAACAUAGUAGAGUGCGAGAAACGGUUGAGUAAAUUACCGGCGCUUAAGGGUAACUCUCAGGCGGAUGAAUAUGUGCCGAAAUUCAUAUUAAAUCCGACACAAUUGGAUGAGCCAAAUAUGGUGUGCACAGCCAAUGAAUGCUGUGUCAAUAAAGACAUCCCUGUUGAGAUGAUCCAUGAUAGAGGGGAGAUCAAACGUACCGAAGCAGAUUAUAAAGAGUUGUCCACAAAGUACUCGCACUGGAAUUAA
Molecule: messenger RNA, 534 nt
Organism: Oppiella nova
Lineage: Eukaryota; Metazoa; Arthropoda; Arachnida; Sarcoptiformes; Oppiidae
Source: the annotation of a GenBank genome assembly